AUGGCGUCCAGUCACGGAGGUGGUGGUGGUAGGAGUGGAAGAGACGGAGGGAUUGUUGUCUGCGGAGGUGAAACUGGAGAUGGCUUGUUCGAGGUCCCAACCAUGGACGGAGAGGAUUUCAGUGCACAAAUCAGGGUCUUCAAGGCCUGUAAGGGUUUGCUAAUUAAGAACAUAUCAUCUUCAUCAUCAUUGUAUUCAUCUUCUUCAUCAUGGGUCCAUUCAUUUGAACUCCAUUCUCUCAAAUCAGUAAGAAAGAUUUCGACUUUCUCUCCUCUCUGUAUGGGCAGGCGUUCCUGCAAGAUUGCUGGCAGAAAGGGUGCUCAGGAUGCAAAGAAGGCAAAGCUGUAUGCAAAAAUUGGGAAAGAAGUUGUAUCAGCUGUCAAGAAAGGUGGUCCCAGUCCAGUAUCAAAUACGGCUCUUGCAGCUGUACUUGAGAAAGCUAAGGAGCUAGACGUGCCCAAGGAAAUCUUACAGCGCAACAUAAAAAGAGCUUCUGAGAAGGGUCAGGAAGCUUACAUUGAGAAAUUCUACGAGGUCUAUGGUUUUGGUGGAGUGGGUAUAAUAGUUGAGGUCUUAACGGAUAAAAUAAACAGAUCGGUGGCAGCUGUUAGAGAGGUGGUAAAGGACUGUGGUGGGAAAAUGGCAGAUCCAGGAUCCAUUAUAUUUAAGUUCAGCCAUGCUCGGGUUGUAAAUAUAAAAGUCACGGAUGCCGACAGAGACCAGCUCCUUGCCAUUGCUUUAGAUGUUGGUGCUGAUGAUGUCAUUGAACCUCCAAUAUAUGAGGAUGACACCGAAGAAGAUAGGUCUGAAAGAUAUUAUAAAAUUGUGAGUUCAGCAGAGAACUACGCAGCAAUAUUAUCAAAGCUACGCGAUAAAGGAAUAACUUUUGAACCUGAUAAUGGAUUUGAGCUACUUCCGAUAACCCCUAUCGAGGUGGAUGAUGAAGCUAUGGACUUGAACAAGGAACUUAUGUCCAAGUUAAUUGAACUUGAUGAUGUAGAUGCUGUGUAUACAGACCAGCAGUGAGUAAAGUUAGGUUCCGGUCAACUCAGCAUCUAAAUUGAGGUUCUGCUGCUGCUGGACUCCUUCGUUGUAUCUUUGUUAUGCAAAUGAAGCAGAGCGCUUGGUUGGGCAUCUACCUAAUGGCAGCAUUGCUUCUCUGCAACGAAGAUUAAAGUUCCGGUAAAUUCUUUAUUGUCUGAGUAUCAUCUCUUAUAAAGAAAGUGGUUUUUGCCUCCUGAGUUUGUCUAAUUGAUACGACAAUAAAAAUUGAACUUCUUAUCUUUCUUGCCUCCAAUUUUAGUGCUUUUUUUUUAUUCUAGUAGUAUACUCCAUGAAUCUCAAAAUAUACUUGAUUCUGUAUAACUCCAAUCAAUGGAGAAGAUCAUUUUAUUGGUGCAAUUGCAGAAAAGAUUCCUCAUAACAAUUUUUUCUA
Molecule: messenger RNA, 1435 nt
Organism: Camellia sinensis
Lineage: Eukaryota; Viridiplantae; Streptophyta; Magnoliopsida; Ericales; Theaceae
Source: RefSeq, a predicted model, not a curated record